AUGCAGCCAUCAAAGUCGCCGGGUGUAUCAAGACGGAAACCUGUUUCCACAACACCUGCCGUCAAACGAAAGACUGGUGUCACGAAUAGCCUGCACCUCAUUUUCCUAGUAGCCACAGCAGUAGCUGCCCUGGUCUUCGCAUGGCCUUUCCGUUGGAUAAUGUCCGGAGCACCUCAGCUGGUUUACGCCAUUCUCUUGGGCGAGGCCAAAGGCAACCGCGUCUUGCCUUUCGUACCUUUGUGGACUAUCUUUGCUACAGUCAACUUCGUGUAUGCGGUAUGCUCGACAUCUUGGCUCUUGUUCUGGGUGUUUUGGGCUGCGUGUUGGCCGACUUUCAUCAUAGCCUGUCUGUUCCAGUUCGACGCUCCUGCGGGUCUUGCGAGACGUCUCUCACGGAAGACGUUCCUUCGAGAUCUGCACUUUAUCAACGAUCAGAUAGCCUUUUUCGAUCUCCCUGCUUUGGAAAUCGACACAGAAGUUAAGGGCUUGUUCGUCAUCAGGGGUAUUACGCUGUCGCUCUCCACCUUGACGCUGGUAGCGUAUGGAAUCGAAGCAGGCAUCAAGCUCUCAGAUGAGAUUGAGCUUGGAAUUCAGGUCGACAAGGUGACUGUACCCCUUUUUAGGACAAUUCAUGUCGAUGAUGUGUACGCCAACAUCAAGGGAGGAGAAUGGGAGGUAACAUUCGGAGAUGUACCCUAUGGCAAACCUGAAGAAGACAGCGACGAUUCGAUGAUCGUCGCCGAUACCGCCAUUCUAAAAGCUGCAGCUGCAGCACGGCCUGCAGAGAUGGUUAGGAACAUGACAGCAGACGCGCCCCCUACAGAUUCCGAAGAUGCCAGAUCUGCCUUCUCUUCAGUCAAGCAGCUAUCCCCGGUCGAGGAGAAAGCAAACGCCAAGUAUCAGCAAUAUAUCAAGCACAUUAAUGACACCAGUUCGAUUCAGAUAGCGAAGAAGCAACUGAUCGAGAAAGCGCGCAAAGACGAAAACAACCUGGACCCCGAUAAGGUCGACGACCUCCGUGCGGCUAUCUGCGCUCAAAUCCACAGCGGUCCUUCGAUCCCGCACCCUCCCUCUAAAUCGAUAAGAGUCUCAACCCUCCGAAAGACAUCGUAUCCAAAUGUCAAAAGGUGGCUACACCGCUUCCCCUUCCUGUAUCGACUCAUGCUAUUUCCUAUCUGCUACUUUCACACUGUCAAGUUCAAGUCGGUGUCAGCUGCGGGUUCUGGGAAGUGGUUUGUUGCACUGAUGCAAAAGUAUCUGUUCAAGCACUACUCAUCGCAGGAUGGCGAAAUCCGCAGGCUGGAGGCCCGCAUCUCGUCCUUCUUCUCAGAGGCCAACUUCUGUGUCGAGAUGACCAAGAUUGUGAGCAGCGCAUCGUUUCCGAUCAACACGAAUUACGAUAUAAAAUGCCACUUCGACGUGUCGGACAUCAUGGCUUACCGGUCGCUAGCGGAUGCAGUGGAUCUCAAACGGGUCGUUGAGGUGGGAGGCCUAGACGCCAUUCUCAACGUUCCUAUCUUCUUGUUCCCGCACCAUGAACACAUCUUCCCCGAGGUGCCAACCGAUUUCGAGAAAUUGGAACUGGAGACCGAGAUUCAAGAGGCAGAGAACACAGCCAAGGUGACGCAGGCACACAAGACGCUUAAACAGCUGAAGAAAGACGAAGCGAACAUGCAUGUCAGCGCACACGCCCACCUUCCGAUGGUCGUUUCCCAGGAGAUGCUCAACUUCAUCGCCGCUAUUGUCAAAGCGACCAAGGUCAUCGAGAGCGACAGGGACUUUGAAGAUGCAAAGGUGCUGCGUGAGCUCAAGCGUGUCAGCACUAAUGCUUCUGACAGCGAGUCUGUAUCCAGCAUGAACAGUGCGGCAUCGGACGCUACUGUCAGCGAGGACAAGAGUUUCAAGUCUUUCCUACGCAAAGUAGACACUGGGUUCAAAGACGCGUCCAGCAGAACAGCUGCCAACAUGCGCAAAGCUGGCGUCAGUACAGUGUCUGCUAUGGCCAACGAUCGCUGGAUCGCGAGAUUGGUGGGCAAGAUCACGAGGAAGCUGGAGAAAGCACAGGGGGAGGUUGGCUAUUCCGGUGACGUGCCAAUCGCCUUGGAACCUUAUCGCAUCAGGCAUGAGGAUGAGACCAAGGUUUUGCCGUAA
This is a messenger RNA of Ascochyta rabiei, 2151 nucleotides long. RefSeq lists its product as uncharacterized. The record is from RefSeq and is a predicted model, not a curated record. NCBI's taxonomy places the organism in Eukaryota, Fungi, Ascomycota, Dothideomycetes, Pleosporales, Didymellaceae. The coding region runs from base 1 to 2151 and encodes 716 amino acids. The transcript has a single exon.